Gossypium raimondii (Peruvian cotton) is the source of this 636-nucleotide messenger RNA. RefSeq lists its product as uncharacterized. The transcript has 3 exons. NCBI's taxonomy places the organism in Eukaryota, Viridiplantae, Streptophyta, Magnoliopsida, Malvales, Malvaceae. Gene Ontology annotation, cellular component: mitochondrial inner membrane; MICOS complex; mitochondrion. The coding region runs from base 183 to 473 and encodes 96 amino acids. The record is from RefSeq and is a predicted model, not a curated record.
UUGAAAAGAAAAAAAAAAAAAAAAAAAAAGGGAAAACAAGCGGUACCUAUCUGAGAGGCAUUGCGGCAGAUUACCCAGAAAACAAAAGGAGAAUCAAACGAAGACGAAGUUAAAAGAUGGAAAUCUGAGCAAAAAUUCCAAGAAAUAACGAAAGUAAUAGUUGUACUGCAUAAGGCUUUGAAAUGGGGGAUGACAAGGAAUUGACGCCGUCAAAGUAUGACAUGAACGCAAAAUGGGACGCCUGCAUCGAUCUCACUCUCCGCCGCUUCGUUUAUUCAUCCUUGGCUGGCGCUUUUGGUGGCCUCCUUUUCUUUAGGAGUCCAGUGACUCGAUGGGCAUCUGUAGCUUUUGGUGCUGGGAUUGGGAUUGGAUCUGCAUACACUGAUUGUUCUAGUCUUUUUGGUGGAUAUUCUCCGAAGUUGGCUCCUCCUAAGCUUGAUGAUGCUCCUGCACCCAAGGAGCAAGUGGAGUGAGUUGAUGUUGUUGAAGUUCCUCUAAGAUUAUAUGUUGGUGGGUAAACAAUUAACUUGUUGCACCAAAAGUUUGUUAUGAAUCACAUUAUCUUUUAUUAUGUAAUCUAUCAAAUGAGUAAACACAAUUUGAAGCGGAAAAAUAAAAACAAAUACUUCCGUUGCA